CAUUCCGGCCGAUACAAAGAUGUUCCUGUCAACCUGACUUGUCCAUGUGAGUAUUGUGGGAAUAGGCUGUGUUUUCACCGGCGUCUUCGUUGCUCGUCCUUGUCGUUGUUGCCGUGGGCUGCCAAGACUCAACCUUGACGUCGUUGCGGAACAAUUGGCCAGAUAAACAACAAGACAUUGCACUCUGCCUGCCUCAACUCGACUUCCGCACACCCUGCCCUUGAUGUACGUUUGCCGCGAUUGAGCGUUUCUUUCUGGCGUAGAGACACCAGGCCACCAUUAUGGUAGGCUUGAGGGAGCUUCAGCGAACAGCUGUCUUCGCUUGGUCGCCUGGCGCGGCCGCACCGUUCAUUGUUACUGGCACCCGUAGCGGCGCACUCAACGAUGACCUUUCUGACGAGACGAAGUUGGAGCUCUGGGACCUGGGGCUUGACAAGCUACAACCAGAUGCUGAGCUCACACCGAUAGUCAGCAUCUCGACCGACUCCGGCUUUAACGACAUCGCCUGGAGUGAGCCAAAUGACGAGUACCCACAUGGUCUCGUAGCCAGUGCGUUGGAGAAUGGAUCUGUAGAUGUUUACGAUGCGGCGAAGCUGCGUAACGGCGACUCAGACGCACGUGUGUCACGGAACACGAAGCAUAGCGGAGCGGUCAAGGCAUUGCAAUGGAACCCUUUCAAGCAUAGUAUGCUUGCUUCUGUCGGCGCGAAAGGAGAGAUCUAUCUUUACGACAUGAGCAACGCUGGCAAUCCUACAAGCUUCAGACUCGGUGCUUCUGCGGCAAGGGCUGAUGACAUUGAGUGCUUGGAUUGGAAUAAGCUCGAGAAGACUCAGCACAUCUUGGCCACGGGCAGUAGCGGUGGCUUUGUGACAGUAUGGGACGUGAAGCAGAGGAAGGACAUACUCACGCUCAAUAAUCAAGGUCGGAAGGCCGUCAGUGCGGUGGCCUGGGAUCCAGAAGAGAGCACGAAGUUGGCUACGGCUACGCCCAGCGAUCAGGAGCCACUCAUCCUGCUUUGGAGCCUGCGUAACAGCAGCGCACCAGAGCGGACGUUGAAAGGUCACGAACUGGGCGUGCUGGGCUUGUCAUGGUGCCUGCAGGACCCAGAGUUGCUUCUGUCUUGCGGCAAGGACAAUCAGACAAUCUGUUGGAACCCCAAGACCGGCGAGAAAUACGGCAGCUUUGCGGCCGGGUCAAAUUGGGCCUUCCAAACCAGAUGGAAUCCACAUAACCCAAGCCUGAUCGCCAGCGCAUCUUUUGACGGCAAAAUCUUAAUAACAUCUACGCAAGCCACGAAUACUAAGCCGGAGGACCAAGCUAGCUCGAGUCAAGCACUAGAUGGUGAGGAUUUCUUUGCUAAGGCGCAAACUCAACCUCAAGGCAUCUCCUUCACCAUCUCGAAGACGCCCAAAUGGCUAGCGCGACCCUCAAACGUCUCCUUCGGCUUUGGCGGCAAGCUGGUACGAGUGAGCACCGACGCUUCGCGGAAGAGCAAGGUUGUCGUCGAGACCUUCGCUAUCGACACAACGAUCGGCGACACUGCUGCAAAGUUUGAACAGCAACUGCAGGGCGGCGACCUAGCAAGUCUUUGUGCGAGUAAAGUCGAAGAAGCACCGACUGAGGAGGAGAAGGCCGAUUGGCAGAUCAUUGCGACACUGAAUGCCGGCAAGUCACGAAAGAAGCUGAGAGAGUACAUAGGUUUCAAUGAUAACAUAGAUUGGCUCUCUACCGAGGCAGAGAAGCCUGGUACGAACGGCGAUACGUCGAGGCCGAAGACAAACGGCGAGAAAGACGAUUUCUUCAGCAGUGCUGGUGAUGAUGACGGCUUCCUUGCAAACCUGGCGUCUACGAAGGGCGCCAAGACCAACAAUCCUUUUCACAUGUACACGGGAAACGAAUCGGAGGCGGACAAGAGCAUAACGCGGGCGUUGAUGCUCGGCCAAUUCGAGCGGGCUCUUGAGAUAUGCUUACGAGAAGAUCGCAUGUCUGACGCUUUCAUGAUCGCCGUCUGCGGAGGCCAGGCGUGCAUCGACAAGGCGCAGAACGCAUACCUGAAGAAGAAAGCGAAGGGUCCGAAUUACCUACGUCUCCUGGCUAGCAUUGUCGGGAAGAAUCUAUGGGAUGUCGUGCAUAACGCUGAUUUGCAGAACUGGAAGGAUGUCAUGGUUACGCUAUGUACCUAUGCCGACGAGACCGAGUUUGCGGACCUUUGCGAGGCGCUCGGUGACAGGCUGGAAGAAGCCUUCCAAGGUGGCGAUCAGUCGAAGUCCUUGAGGAGAGACGCCUCGUUCUGUUAUCUAGCAGGCUCGAAGCUGGAGAAAGUUGUCCUCAACUGGGUGGAAGAGUUACAGGAGCAAGAGAAGUCUGCGCUUCAAUCGUCGGACAGCGAAAACACAUUCUCGGUGCACGCACGAUGUCUGCAAAGCUUUGUUGAGAAGGUCUCCGUUUUCCGCAAAGUCGCGAGCUUCAGAGAUACACAGCUACAAGCCGCGAACGAGUGGAAGCUUGCACCUCUUUACAGCCUCUACGCUGAGUACGCCGACAUUCUGGCUGCUCACGGUCAGCUCGGAAUCGCAGAGCAAUACUUGAGCUUGCUGCCAAACAAAUUCACUGGCGCUGACGCGGCGCAGCAAAGGGUGCGUCAGGCCACGAAGAAAGCCGCGGCUGCGGCUACGGUGACUUCACGACAAUCUGCUACGGCGCAACGUCCUGCUUCAUCAGCUCAAACCGCACGGCAGCCUUACCAGCCCGCGCAGCCUCUCGUUAACCAAGCCCGUAACGCAACACCGGGGCCUUACGCGCCUGGUGCACCAGCAACAGCCCCGGUGGCAGCAGUCCAAAGUCCAUAUGCUCCAACUCAGAACAGCUAUGCGCCGGCCGGCUACCAAUUGUCACAGCCUGCACCAUAUGGCCAGCCAGCCGGAUACGGUGGAUAUCAGCCGCCUCAACAACAGGCGAGCCUACCUCCACCACCUCGUGGUUCUACCGCUUCGCCCUCCAUCCCUCCUCCAUCUCAGGCAAAGAACGUUGGCGACUGGAAUGACAUGCCCGCCAACUUCUUCAAGGACCGGCAGCCGAACUCACGAAGAGGCACACCUGGCCCGCAACCGGUCAUCUCACCGUUUCCAAACGCCCAGCCGCCACAACUCUCUCCUCCACCGCCUACCGGGCCGCCGCAGUACGGUGUACCAAGGCAACAGACACCGUUACCGCCGCCACCGAAGGCGGGUGAGACGCCUGCAAGAGUGACAUCUCCGCUUGCAGGGCCUCCUCCAACGCAGCGGCCAUCUGGCUCUGCUGCUAGUCCUUAUACACCGGUGCAGUCUUCGUACCCGUCCACCGGCUCAACGUUACCGGCACCUGCGCCGCCUCCUGUAGCCAGAGGGGCUUCGCCGUACCAGCCGCCUCCGUCAACCUCUAACGCUGCCCCGUCAAGCAGAUACGCCCCUGCUCCCGGCACGCCAUCCUCUCAGAUUCCUGGUCAGCCGCCACAGCAGAGGCAAGUAGCACCUAAUCCUUAUGCAGCACAACAACCACAAGGUCCCUAUGCGCCGCAGUCGCAACCGCAGACUCCAUACGGCCAACCUCCGCAAGCGCAAGCGCAAGCACCUCCACCCGCAGGCCCACCGCCGCGUGGGCCUCCCAAGAUGACACAGACGCCGUCGGCUUCAGCCCAAGGCACUCCUAUCCGUGGCGGACCAGCACCACCAGUCCAGCCUCUACCGCAGUCAGCAUCUGAUGCGAACCCCAACUCAACCGAAAACGCCCAACCUCCACCAUCUUCCAAGCCGAAGUAUCCACGCGGAGACCGCUCGCAUAUCCCACCAAAUGCUCAACCCAUCGUGGACCUGCUCUCGCCGGAAGUGGCGCGGAUCAAGUCCGCCGCACCUCAAGCCUUCAAACCGCAGGUCGACGACAUGGACAAACGGAUCAACAUCCUCUUUGAUCAUCUCAACAAUGAGGAUCUGCUAAAGGAGGAUACAGUGCAGCAGAUGGUGGAGAUCAGUCGGUGCGUGCAAGGGAAGGAUUGGGACCGAGCUUCUGCCAUCUUCGCGGAAAUGCAGGCGGCGAAGCUGGAGAGUGAGGGCACGCAUUGGAUGGUCGGCAUCAAGCGACUCAUCAACAUCGGCAAGGCCACAAGCAAGUAGCUGCGAGCUCUUCUGGCUUGCAAGCAUCGAACAACUAGAGCAUUGCAUAAAAGUACCACGAUGUCUAUGAUCACAACCAUGAACAUGUGUUUCGGUUACUCACUAAUAGCGUACGUGGAGCCUGCGCAUGUUUCGGCACACCUUGAGAGUUUUCAUUUCUCUCACGUCCUGCCAAGGCUUGGUUCCCCGACCUCACCUUGCAGCAGCAGAAGCUUGCGUUGCUUGCACCUGCGCUGUCUCCUGCAGAAGCCUUAGUUUAUCUCUGACAACGUGUGGUUCUUGACAGCCCGUAGAGUUCUGUUCCUGCGUGGCGCCUUCCCAGUUUCACAGUGAAACUGUGCUAGCGGGCUCGUGCCGCUGCGUACCGCUCGCUGAGGAAACUCUAAGGAUGACUUGGC
This is a messenger RNA of Baudoinia panamericana UAMH 10762, 4546 nucleotides long. RefSeq lists its product as uncharacterized. Gene Ontology annotation, biological process: intracellular protein transport; COPII-coated vesicle cargo loading; endoplasmic reticulum organization. Bases 282 to 4148 code for a protein of 1288 amino acids. Lineage: Eukaryota; Fungi; Ascomycota; Dothideomycetes; Mycosphaerellales; Teratosphaeriaceae. The transcript has 2 exons. Gene Ontology annotation, cellular component: endoplasmic reticulum exit site; COPII vesicle coat. Gene Ontology annotation, molecular function: structural molecule activity; protein binding. The record is from RefSeq and is a predicted model, not a curated record.